AAUAGCUUUUACCACUACACAAGUAGUAGUAUUUGUAACAAUUACUUUAGAUUGUGAUAAUGUCGGAUCUAACACAGCUGCUCCUCCAGCGUGGCAUUGGGGCCAUUCUGUCCAGCAUGGGGGGCGGUAAACUGAAGGGCGGCCAAGCUGCUGAGCUGAAGAAGACGCCUCCUAAGGUGAAUGCGGCCAAGCCCAAGCCAGCGCCGCAAGAAAGGCAGGGGUUUGAUGUGAGUUCCACGGCAGAGUUUACUGGCUGGGGGGACCUUAAGCCCGAGCCGCCGGCCAGCGUCGACGCCGACGACAAGAAAAACGCGACUGAACCAACUAAGGUUAAAGAGGAAUUAAAAGAAGAAAAGGACAAUGUUGCUGGAGAAAAAAAUAAAUAUUAUAAUCAACAAGCAGCGCCCCUCCAUCGUGGUGUAGGAACUCUGCUCUCAAACUUGGGCAGCUUAAAGAAUCUCAAUGGUGGCAACAAACAACAACAACCACAACAACAACAACAACCUAAUAAAAUCAACAGGAACAACAGACAAAUACAAAAGGAAGUCAUGGGAUUUGACCUAAAUCUUGGAUCAGAAUUCUCCGGUUGGGGAGACAUUUCUGAGAAUAGGGGUGCCAACAUGCCUCCUGGGGCAACGGGUGCCAACAUGCCUCUCGGGGCAACGGGUGCCAACAUGGAACCUGUCAAACUACACCCAAUGAUGAACCAGCGAAGGAACAACUAUAAUAGAGAAAAUGCUAAUACGGGCAAAGGACCACAACAAAGAAAUCGUGGGUUUCAACAGAAUUCGUUGAUGGGAGAAUACCCGGUCCCAGGGAUGGCUGCUAACAACACUCCUUGGGGCACACAACCACCAAGAGAUGGCAGCACUGACAGAGCAGGAUUUAAGCGUGACGCACCUGAAGGACUUGACCGGGAGAACAAGAGGCACAGGCAAGAUGGAGAUUUUAACGUUAAAGAAAUGACUAAGUGGAGCGACACUUUGGAGUACAAUGAUGAUGAAGAGAGUGUGUACAUUGCUGAUGAAAAUAGGAGAUUAGCCGAAGAAUACGGUUCUUUCGUGACGGUAAAAAUCCUCAAAGACCAGGGAGGAAAGAUGGGAUACUAUUGUGAGCUUUGUUUUGCGGAAAUGAAUGCAAAGAAGUCAUUGGAGCUUCACUGCGGUGGUAUGAAACAUCUAAAGAAAAAGAAUUUGUGGGAGAAGAUGAAGGGAAAACCUGGCAAUGGUUCUCUUGGUGGCAUGGUCAAACCUGGGUUGGAGCUUGGCCCACCUUCUGCUGAAGGGUUAAGACCACUUCCAGGGCGUCUCUUACCACCUGCUGCUUUUAGGGAAGACAGCAAUAAAGGUCCUCAGGAACGUGAUCGCUCGGGGCGUCAUGAGCAUGAUCACCUCGAAAGCCAAAAACAUGACCACUUUGGCUGUCAAAGACAAAACUUCCCAGAAUAUCAAAAUCGUAACUACCCGGGACGUCAAGAGGGUAAUUUUCCAGGAGGCCAAAACCAUGACUACAAGAGACAGGAGUUCCAGGGAUGUGAAGAAAAGAUGAAUCAAAAUGAACAAAAGGGAUAUAGCAGAAGAGCUGAACCCUUGAUAAGGAGUGAGGUAAACUUCUCCAGACCUCCACCGAUGGUAGCACCUCUUCCGAUGUUAGCACCUCCCCAGAUGGUAGCACCUCCCCCGACGUUUGCACCACCCCCGAUGUUAGCACCACCCCCGAUGUUUGCACCACCCCGUGAACACCUCUCAGGAGAAACUGCUGGACCACUGCUUAAGAAACUGGCUGAGAGCGCUGUGAUUCACCAAGAUGAUGCAAAUGUUGCCACAGAUGUUAUCUCUAUGCUUCUGGAGUCACUUAAAGAAUUCCAUGAAAAACAUAGGACCCCCAGCACCGUUCAUCUGAUCUCGGAGGCUGAGCUAAAGUUCAAUAUAGUGGUGGAACUUGAGAAGGCAGCUCAGCUAGGGAGGGCCAACUCCAAUAGAGGUCAUCCACACAAUAAACCAGACAUGAGGGAUAAGAGUAACAAGAGUGAACUAGUUGACUCCAGUAAAGGUGAGUCUGACUCAGCCCAAGAGAGUCUACCAAACACUAACUCCAAGAAGAGCGAGUCGCCGCAGAGUUACGGCUCUGCCGCGCACAGUUAUAACCCUACGUCGAAGAGUGACAUCUCCGCUGCGCCGGAUUAUACGUCCCCAACAAAGAACUACGGCUCUGCCACGUUAAGUCCUGCCUCUGCAACACCAAGUUACACCUCUUCCCCCCCAGACUACUCCACUGCACCCCCAAAUUACAACCCAGCAGCACAGGGAUACAGCUCAGCAGCCAGUUACAGCUCAACAGGUUACAACUCUGCACCACAUGGUUACAACCCAGCAGCAGCAGGUUACAGUGCAGCACCACCCAAUUUCAACCCAGCUAUGCACACUUUCAACCCUGCUGCAGGUUUCUUUAACUACCCUCCAGGGAGUGGACAGAGUUUGUUUAGUGCUCCUCCACCACCACCUCCUCCACCAGCAACAUCAUUAUCAACAUUUGGAUACAAUCAGUAGCUUGAUACUUGUCUAGUUGUUCACUAAUACAGUGUAAGUUGCUUUAGGAAAAUAAGUCAAGUUUUUAUUCCUUUUUGUAUGUCAAUCUUUUAGUUUUCUGUCACUUGAUGACCAGAUUCACAUAGAAAUGAAUGGUACUGUACAAUUAUUACCAGAUAUUAAUUGUAUGUGUUAUUAAUGAAUAAACCAUUCAUUUGAAAUAGAGUU
Homarus americanus (American lobster) is the source of this 2756-nucleotide messenger RNA. RefSeq names its product clathrin interactor EPSIN 2-like. The record is from RefSeq and is a predicted model, not a curated record. The coding region runs from base 60 to 2549 and encodes 829 amino acids. Lineage: Eukaryota; Metazoa; Arthropoda; Malacostraca; Decapoda; Nephropidae. The transcript is spliced from 17 exons.